This is a messenger RNA of Nicotiana tabacum (common tobacco), 1911 nucleotides long. RefSeq lists its product as uncharacterized. The record is from RefSeq and is a predicted model, not a curated record. NCBI's taxonomy places the organism in Eukaryota, Viridiplantae, Streptophyta, Magnoliopsida, Solanales, Solanaceae.
AAAAUUUCUCCAUUGAAUAGUACUCAAUAAUUUAUGAAAUAAAUCAGGUUUUUGCUAAUCCAGCUCAAAUUUUGGAAUUUUCAGGAUAUUCUGGGGACCUUUUGGGUUUUGAUAUCGUAAAUCCUAGGAAUCGAAUGUCUAGUCGAUCAACUAGUAGUACUGACCACUCUGUUGAUGUGAAAGAGCUAUUGGAGAUUGGGGAAAGAUGUAAAGAGCUUAGGAAAGAAAAAGAUAUGCUGAGGGGUUCACAAGGCCAGAGCUUUGAACUGAUCCGAAAAAAAUGUUUGCAGAGACUAGAACAGCAUGUGCAGACAUUAUCUGAGGCCCGAGCAGAAGACAAAAAUCACAUCCAGAAACUGGAAAGAGAGUUGGAGAACUGUUUCCAAGAGAUAGAUUACCUGCAGGAUCAGCUGCAUUUAAGAAAUGAAGAGAUGAAUUCUCUAAGUGAGUGUGUGUGCAGCCUUCAGUUGAAACUUGCAAACCUUGAAAAUAUAUACGAAGAGGUUGCAAGGUUAAGGGAGGAAUUGGAAAUUUCAAAUGCUGAACGCUUAUAUUUGUUGCAGCAAUUGGAAAACAAAGAGUUAGAGAUAGAGGGCUCAGCUUUGUGCAUAGAGAGACUAGAGGAGUCAAUAGCAUCUGUAGGAUUAGAGCAUCAAUUUGAAAUAGAGGGUAUGAAGCUUGAUUUGAUGGCUGUGGAGCAGAAUUAUUUUGAAGCUAAGAAAUCCCAAGAAGAAACAACUCAAGAGAAUGUUAAGUUGAAUGAGUUUAUUCGUGACCUCGAACUUCGGAUGGAUGACACAGAGAAGGCUAUUGAAAGUUUCGAGAAGGAAAAUGAAAGUUUAAGGGAACAACUCCAGGCAUCUGAAUUGAAUGCCAAAACAUUUUCUGAAAAAGUAGAGGAGCAAUUUCGUGGUUGGGCAGCGAAUAUUGAUGUGAGCUCCUCAAGUAAAGAAGAGGAAAAUGGUACUAGCUGCUGUGGUGACAUUUUGGGUCCACUCCUCAUCAAACUGGCUGCUAUAGGGCCAUCGGAUGUUGACUUGAUGGACAAGAUGGAGGAAAUGGCUGGUCAAAUAAAGAACUACGAGUCACUUGUAAAGCAGCUUAAGGAAGAGCUGAGAAUGGAAAAGCUAAAAGCCAAAGAAGAAGCAGAGGAUUUAGCCCAAGAAAUGGCUGAGCUGCGCUAUCAGAUGACUGGAUUGCUUGAAGAAGAACGGAAACGUCGUGCAUGUGUUGAACAAUUAUCUUUACAGAGAAUAGCACAGUUAGAGGCGCAGAUUGAAAAAGAAAGUAUGAAAUCCUUCAAUGAAGAAGAUCAAAGUAAAUCUAUCGCCAUUUACAGACAUGUCAGUGAAGCAUAAAGUCAGAUCAAAUGUUGCAAUUUCAAGCAUGUCUUUCCGGUGGAGCGUGUGUUUAAGCAACUGGCAAAGGAUUCUGAUCAAUAGCUGUAUUAUCACCUUAUCAAGUGUGAGAUGGUGGAGAAGUUCAGUUUGCUUCAUUGUUUUCAGAAUGAGUAAUACAUGCAUAAAUAUUGAGCUUUCUGUUUGCAGAUGAAAGAUUGUUAACUCUUAAAUGGAAUCAAUGUUGGCUUUGAUGUGCUUCAUGAUUUGCUGGUUUCAUUUGCUGAUAUCCUGCCUAGGGAAGAUGAUUCCAGUCCCAGAUGAAAUGCUGGGUUAUCAUCAUUGCACAGUUUAGUUGGAUUAUGAUGCUUUUACAUACCAACGACUCGUGCUUGUACAGAUUUGUUUUUUUCUUGUUGAACCAUGGAAAUGUAAUUUAUUUGAGCUUUUGCUUUCUUGAAAUAAUUGGAUGUCCCAGUGUGGUCAAAAUUUGUAAUUGGUCUCCUGGAAUGUGCUUGCAAACUGCAAAGUCUUUUCCUAAAGGGUGCGUCUGAAUUAUACAUUUUUUGUAUCA